This is a messenger RNA of Blepharisma stoltei, 483 nucleotides long. The record is from the annotation of a GenBank genome assembly. NCBI's taxonomy places the organism in Eukaryota, Ciliophora, Heterotrichea, Heterotrichida, Blepharismidae.
AUGACGCAGAGAGGCUCGGCUGAUCAGAUAUUUACUCUGGAUACUAUAAUCAAUCAUAUAAUGACAAUGGGUGUCUCCACAUGAUGUGCUUUCCUUGAUAUUCGAAAGGCAUUUGACUCAGUUCCGAGAAGGUUAUUGUUGGAAACAUUAUUAAGAAAGGGAGUGCAAGGUAAGACCAUAAACAUGAUCAGCAGCAUGAUACAGGAUGAACGGAGCUCAAUAAUAAUAAAUGGACGACCGCAAGAAUGGAUAAUAAUACAAAAAGGUGUUAGACAGGGUGGGUGUGUGUCGCCACUGGCCUUCAAUUUCAUACCAAAUGAGCUAGCCAUCAGAAUAAAGCAAACUAACCUUAGGGUGCAAAUAGAUCAGGAGACAAAUGUAGGACUGCUAUUAUAUGCGGAUGACAUAGUCUUGUUAUCUGAGACGAGGUCUAAACUGCAGGACUUAUGCAACAUAGUUAGCGAGUGAGCUGAGAAAUAUUAA